AGAACAGAAUGACAUGUGUAACAGUGAAAUAAUGCAGAGCAAGGAAUUAAUAAAUUCCAAGUCUAAUGAAGUUAAUGACUGGAAACAAAAACUUCAGAACCAGGCAGAGACAUUUAAACUUGAAACCACGAAAAAAGAGGAGGAUAUUCUUUCAAAAGAACAACGCAUUCAACAACUCUUGGAAAACUGCAAGAACCUUGAGAAGCGUGUUGUUGAAUAUUCGCAGGCAAGAAGCGAAGUGGAAGAGAAGAGUGCAAGCUCUUUGGAGGAAAUAAAAGCUUUGAAAGAGUCUUCCAUAAAAGCAAGAGAUGAAGUGGCAGCCCUAAAAGAGGAAAGAGAGAUGAUGAUUUCUGCUCACCACAAUCGCAUAGAACAAUUGAGAGAAAGCUUUAAGAAGAAAAUGGAAGAAGCAGAUGCUUGGCCAGGAAAACUUGACAAGAUUGUGCAGGAAAAGGAAGCACAGUUUAACGAAGAGAAAAACAACAUGUGGAAAGAGUUAACCGAAGCAUUUCAAAAGGAAAUAGAUGAAGAACAACAGAAGCAUCAUGAAGAGCUCGUUUCGUGGAAGACGGAAGCGAAGGCUGCUCAAGAUAAAUUUAGAGAAGACAUCUCCACAUUGAGUCGCAAACACCGUGAAGAAGUCAAGCGACUGGAGCGGACAUUGAACGAAGCCAAAGAGAAAAGCGAACAGACCAAAAAUGCUAACAACUCAAUCAUACAAAAUCUAGAGGGAAAAAUCGUGGAUUUGGAAAACCGUCUGCGUCAACCGUCAGCGGAGUCAGCGGAAGAAGUUCGCAAAUUAAGGACCAGGCUCCAGGAGUCGGAAAGAAGGCUGCAAGAGGCCGAGCAGCAAAUUGAUGAAUUGGAGACUAAAAACGAAUCGUGGAGGCAAGAGGUCUCUUUUUUACAAGAAACUGUUCGACGCGAGUGCGAGGAACGUUUGGAAUUGACGGAUGCUCUGGGUGAAGCGCGGGCUCAACUUCUAGCCCUUAAACGCACUUCCGGUGACUCGAUUUCGCGAAGCAGCCUCAAUUCCUCUAGUUCAAUAUCGUCUGGCAGCCUCACCCGGGGUAGUGCUAAGCCGGGAUAUGACGUCAAUGGACUUAACGACAGUGCCCAGGCCACUUCAUGCGCCGUCGGUUUCGACGGAGGCGUGGGUUAUAGGCCUGGAACUGGCGCACGUGAAACGGGGCGAUCGUCACGUGCAGGGAGCGUGGAUGAUAGCCGACAACGAAUCGCGGCGGCCGUAAGAAGAUCGGGAACGAAGAGUCGUUUGGGUGGAAACUUUAGUAGCUGACAAACCUUUAAGUCCUUGCAGUUAGUCUUAAUUGAGCAGAUAAAAUGUGCUAGCGGAGAAGUCACCAGAGCGACAGAUAGUCAAGAGAGAUCUGAGUGCUGUGAGCUCGCCCUCCCUCCAAGCAUUUUAUUUAAUUCUUUCCCGCUUGCAAUUGAGAGCUGGGGAUAUAUAGCUUUCCCCGAAGAGGAAAGGAUGAAAACAAAACGAACAUUAAUAUAAUGAAAUACAAAACAUAACUUUACGUUUUAGUACUGAGUUUCAAAAAUAUCGUGUUGUUGGUGUAAAUAUUGUACAUAUAGCAGUGUUUUACAUUCUUUGAAACUAAUUUCUGAUAAAUACCGCGUUUCGCUGCGCGGGGAUCGCUUCUGAAUCAAUCUUAGCUGACUGAAUGAAAUAACAAAAGUAAGAACAGCAUGCCUGUUUACAAAACCUGGGGGACAUAUAGUUGAACCAGAAAUGCCAGCGCUUUCGAAGCGGGAGCAACUGGUAGAAAAAUUUCCUUGGAAAGUUUCCCGAACGUCCCAAAACUGUUACAUUUCCAAAAAGCGAACUAUUCAACCGAAAACUCCGGAAAGCCGGGAUGAGAAUCAAAUGGGACAGAAAUUCCCGAUGAGACAUUUUCGGAAAUUUGGCCGGGUAUGCAGCGCAAGGUUGUCCUUUUUUCCGUAAAUUGUGGGAAAUGCUCUUCCAUUCGCCACUGGAAAUUUCCGGAUAUGCAAACGGGAAGUUUUGGUCGAAUGGAAAGCGCCCCUGAUGUUCACAGUAGAGAGAGUUUGGGGGAAUCCGAAAGUUCAUGCAACAGGAAGUCCUAGGUGAAGGCUUACCAAUUAAAAGUACUUUUAAAUGCAGAUAACAUUGUAUUUCUACUCCAGUAUUUUCCGUUUUAAGUCUCGGACCGAGCCAAUAUAUUCUACUCCUCUUCUUCGAUCAAUGUGUUGUGUUUCGACAGAAGCACAAAAAUUGCUUGUAUUUUUUAAGCGUUAUAGGCCCAGGAGUGCAUCAAUACCGUCAUCAUCUUGAUUAGGUCUGAGUUAUAAUUCCCAAAACAUCUAAUCUCCCCCCCUUUUUUCUUGUCCCCUUCCUAUUUUCCAAGAUCGUGCACACCUCGGUUACAAAGAUUUUUGUUUUGGUUUUGUUUUUGCAUUGCUUUGUUUUGUUUUUGUUUUUGUUUUUGGUUUGGUUU
This is a messenger RNA of Orbicella faveolata, 2480 nucleotides long. RefSeq lists its product as uncharacterized. NCBI's taxonomy places the organism in Eukaryota, Metazoa, Cnidaria, Anthozoa, Scleractinia, Merulinidae. The record is from RefSeq and is a predicted model, not a curated record.